Molecule: messenger RNA, 2236 nt
Organism: Aspergillus versicolor CBS 583.65
Lineage: Eukaryota; Fungi; Ascomycota; Eurotiomycetes; Eurotiales; Aspergillaceae
Exons: 2
Coding region: 380-2164 (594 amino acids)
Biological process (GO): transmembrane transport
Molecular function (GO): transmembrane transporter activity
Source: RefSeq, a predicted model, not a curated record
AUAAAAUCCCUAGGGUUCAUUGGUUCUCGAUCGGAAAUCCAAGCGGUCUUCUCGUUUCCAGAAGACAAAACUCGCUAUCUCCACGAGGCCGUGCAACCGAGACACCACGCAGGUUACGGUCUAGAAACCGAACUAAAGCUACAACUGGCUCUAGUCGUGUGGUGGCUGAUAAUUCUGUUGGUCAAGUUUUCUUUUUCUUUUCAAGUGACACCAGCAGAAGUACGCCGCUUUUCGGCCUUCGAAUUUUGCUGUUGCGCCAUGUCCGCCAGUAUAUAGUCUACUCCUUUCCCGAACUUCUCUCACAUUCAAUUCUUGCCUCCAAAACAGCGCGCCUAGCAAUUUCCAGCCAUUACUUUCCUUUUUGCAGCUCCUUGUCGCCAUGAGGUUCAGACUUCCAUACAAGCACGACGAGCUGCCGGUCGAUGAAAACAGCCAGCGACCGACAGACAAUGAAGUUUCCACAGAGAAAGGACCGGAGCCUCGUCCUGAAGAGCUCGGCACCACGGACGACAGCGAAAGCGACAUUGUUAAUAAGGAUUUCCAGCGCGGUGUACAGGCCGCUCAGGCCAUGACGCAAGUGUGGCCGUUUAGCCAUAUCGCCACGGCAUACGUCUUGAUUUGGGUAAUCCACUUUAUUAUGGCUUUUUCGUCAGGCAUGAUCUCGAACCUGACCCCGUUUGUCACCAGCUCUUUCCAAGAGCAUUCCUUGACUGCUACAACGGGAAUUAUUUCAAGUUUGGCGCCUGGUCUGGUCAAGCUCCCAUAUGCCAAGUUGAUGGAUAUUUGGGGACGUCCUCAGGGCUUUGCGAUUAUGGUCGGUAGCAUUACCAUAGGCUUGAUCAUGAUGGCUGGUUGUAACAACGUGGAGACCUACUGCGCCGCUCAGGUCUUCUAUUGGGUUGGCUACAACUGCCUGGACUUCACGAUGACUAUCUUCAUUGCAGAUACAUCAAAACUGAAGAACCGAGCGUUUUGGAUUGCAUUCGUUGCCUCUCCUUAUAUUGUUACCGUCUGGGCCUACGGCCCCGCGACACAGAGCGCCCUCAAAACCAUUGGUUUCAGAUGGGGAUUUGGUAUUUGGGCAAUCGUGUUGCCGGUUGUCUGCUCACCUUUGUUCUUCUUAUUCUAUUUUAACCAGCGCAAGGCCGAGAAGAUGGGCCUGGUCUCGAAGCAUGAAUCGAACCGCACUCCCAUCCAGUCCGUCGUCCAUUAUGCCAAGGAGUUCGACCUCAUCGGUAUUUUUGUCUUCGCACUCGGUCUGGCACUAUUCCUUCUAGCCUUCAAUCUGUAUACCAGGCAGCCCGACCAAUGGCGCUCGCCGCUGAUUAUUUGCUUCCUGGUUAUUGGUGGACUUCUGAUCAUUGGAUUCAUAUUCUACGAGAAAUAUCUUGCUCCUGUCACUUUCAUUCCCUGGGAUUUGCUAAAGAACCGUACCGUCAUCUUUACCUACACCAUGGCGGCAAGUAUCUACAUUGCUUGGUACGUAUGGGACAACUAUUUCUAUUCCAUGCUGCUUGUUGUCUACAACCAGGACGUCACUCGAGCCUCCUACAUCAGCAACAUUUACACAGUAGGAUCAUCCUUUUGGGCUCUCGUCAUGGGUGUCGUCGUGCGUUAUAAUGGACGCCUCAAAUGGCAAGCCCUCUACUUCGGCGUUCCCAUGAGCAUUCUCGGCGUUGCCUUGAUGAUCCACUUCCGCCACCCAGGCGUCGACAUCGGCUACAUCGUCAUGUGCCAGAUCUUCAUCGCGUUCGGUGGCGGCACCCUCGUCAUCUGCGAGCAAAUGACCGUUAUGGCCGUCUCGCGCCAGCAGGAUAUCCCCGCCGUCAUCGCGGCCGAAGGAAUGUUUAUCAGCGUCGGCUCUGCCAUUGGAAACUCUAUCGCCGGCGCGAUGUGGACCGGUAUCUUCCCCAAGAAGUUGCAGCAGAAUCUUCCGGCCGAGGCCAUGUCCAACUUUGCAGCGAUCUACGGAGACGUCGAGACGCAGUACGGGUAUCCCGUUGGAAGCCCUGAGCGUGAUGCCAUCAACUUGUCAUACAGCCAGACGCAACGGUUGAUGCUGAUCACGGCCACGUGCCUCUACGCCAUCACCAUAGUGUCUGUGAUGAUGUGGAAGAAUGUGAACGUUAAGAAGAUUGAUCAGGUUAAGGGCCGUGUUUUUUAAGCAUGGGCCUCUUGCCAAAGUACAGUGGUGUGGUUCUGCUCUUAUUAUAGGUCAACCCCGCUAUCUCUUCUC